CUCCCGACCCACCGCCCACCACGGCCCUCACCUGCGUGUUGCGGUGCUUCCCCUGUGAGCCGACCUGGGCUGGCAGUCCCUUCUUGCACCGCCCGCCAACCCCGCCCAUGGUCAGAAUGACGCGCUCUAAGACCUUCCAGGCGUACUUGCCUAGCUGCCACCGAACCUACAGUUGCAUCCACUGCCGAGCUCACCUGGCCAACCACGACGAGCUCAUCUCCAAGUCGUUCCAGGGCAGCCAGGGCAGAGCCUACCUGUUCAACUCAGUGGUGAAUGUCGGGUGUGGACCUGCAGAGGAGAGAGUUUUGCUCACAGGCCUGCAUGCUGUAGCAGAUAUCUACUGUGAGAACUGCAAGACGACCCUGGGCUGGAAAUACGAACAUGCCUUUGAGAGCAGUCAGAAGUAUAAAGAGGGCAAGUUCAUCAUCGAGCUGGCUCACAUGAUCAAGGACAACGGCUGGGACUGAGGGACAAGCAGUCGGGACAUGACCACAGCUGUG
Molecule: messenger RNA, 500 nt
Organism: Seriola dumerili (greater amberjack)
Lineage: Eukaryota; Metazoa; Chordata; Actinopteri; Carangiformes; Carangidae
Product: protein yippee-like 2
Exons: 4
Coding region: 108-467 (119 amino acids)
Source: RefSeq, a predicted model, not a curated record